UGUGACAGCUUAAGAGAAGCUACUCCAGAUUCCUCUCUGACCGGUCUCAUUCUGGGACCAGAAAAGUGUCUUAUGGAUUGUACUUAAAUUCUAAUACUGAAAAGAAAGAGAAGAAAAAAUGUCUGCGUCUGGGGACUCAAGAAAUGAGUUUUCCACAGAAGAGGAUGCAGGAUCAACGCAGCUGAAGCUCGGGCGCAUGGCACAAACAUCCUGUCUUCCCUUCAGCGUUGAAGCUCUCAUGUCGGAGACAAGGCCGCUGGCUGUGACCAGCAAAGAAAAGGGAAAUUAUGAUUUGAAGGAGGAUGAGGCGCAGCGGACAGAUGAGUGCACACAAAACUUAAUAUCUAUUAAAUCAGAGCCACUGGAACAACAGGAAUUUCCCUCUUGGAUAUCCAGCUCCAUUAAGAUGUCUACUCCCCCACGGCAGCUUAGUCCGACAGUCUGCUCAUUGAGGAAGCACAAAACCAACCGUAAGCCUCGUACUCCCUUUACCACAAUGCAGCUUCUGGCCCUGGAGAGGAAAUUUCGUCAGAAGCAGUACCUGUCCAUCGCCGAGCGGGCCGAGUUCUCCUCCUCACUGUCCCUGUCCGAGACCCAAGUCAAGAUCUGGUUUCAGAAUCGACGGGCCAAAGCCAAGAGGCUUCAGGAGGCUGAAGUAGAGAAACUCAAACUAGCAGCUGGUGUAGGCUCCAAAGCUGUCUUCUACCCAGGAUACUCAUCCUUGGGUUUUCCCCUGCACGCUGGUUCGGCAGGGCUCUAUGGACUGGGCUACUCAUACGGCCGCACCCCUGUUCUCCCUGCUGCACAUCUGGCUAUGUACGCCUCACAGGUCGGCUACAGCCUUUUCCACCUCUCCUGAGACGAAAAAGAAAUAUACAGACAGAUUGUGCUAAAAGGGAUGACAAGAGUGUAUCAUUAAAUCAUGCACCUUAUGCAAAACUUGUUUGCAUGUGACCUGAAGUGGACUUUAAGCUUCAUUGUUUGUCUUAAGAAGGAUUUACAAGUGUUCUGCUAUUUG
Maylandia zebra (zebra mbuna) is the source of this 1018-nucleotide messenger RNA. Its product is annotated as homeobox protein MSX-2. Gene Ontology annotation, molecular function: DNA-binding transcription factor activity, RNA polymerase II-specific; RNA polymerase II transcription regulatory region sequence-specific DNA binding. Gene Ontology annotation, cellular component: nucleus. The record is from RefSeq and is a predicted model, not a curated record. NCBI's taxonomy places the organism in Eukaryota, Metazoa, Chordata, Actinopteri, Cichliformes, Cichlidae. Gene Ontology annotation, biological process: regulation of transcription by RNA polymerase II; embryonic morphogenesis.